AAACAGAGGCAGUCAGUCAGUCGCUCUCCGGGAAUCUCGUCGCAUCUUCAAGAUACUUGGAGAAUUUUUCCACCACUGCAGUGGUCACCAGGCAGUGGACUGGUGGGAAGUUUUUUCUUUGUACUAAAUUUCAUUCUUAAAAAAAGUAGAGAAACUCUUUGGACAAGCAAAGGUGCUCUAUAUAUAGGAUUUUCAUUUUUUGGCGCCUUAAGUGCACAAUUGUGUUUUUUUUCGCGGGAUACUAUCGCAGCGCAGAAUCUGCAAAAAAAAGAGUGGUGCUCGCGAAUUGGCCGUGUUCUGUGGAGGAGACUCAUAUACUACUCAUCAGAAGGAAUUUGGUGUUCGAGGGAGGGACAUCAUACAAGUACAUAGUACAGGGAGCGAGAGCCCAACUAUAUCAAGUGCGCCAAGUGAAGAAAAAAUGCCUACGAAAUUGGAGCUGCCGCGUAUCUUAUCGCUGUGGUACUAUAGAAAACACUUGGUUUUGUUUAUCACCACAUAUUGCUGGUAAAUAAUCACGGGAGAUUACAAUUAAUUUGCCAUUGUGUGAGGCUGAACGCGAGAACAUUUUGAGGAGGGUUUCAGUGUGAGCCACCAACAGACUAAAACCGCCAAGUGAUUUUUUUUUCUUCAUAAAAAGCAUAAUAUUGUGCAAAGCUCCCCCGCAGGCUCUGAAUUACCAUCAAAAUUGACGCAAAAGAUACCUCAAUCGCAUCAUACACAGAGGAUCCCUCUCUAGAAUCAUUAGAAUUGACGGAGAGAGUAGGUGAAGCACGUCAAAAUGUCUAUGCCGUGGUGGCGUAUUCUCACACGUAGGAAGAAUCUUCCUAGUAGGACCCAGCCAGGGGGUGCUGAUGGGGAAACAAGACUCGGCAGGGUGCUGAAUACAUUCGAUCUCACAGCCCUCGGUGUGGGAGCUACCCUCGGAGUGGGUGUCUACGUAUUGGCUGGUCAUGUUAGUCGUGAUCAAGCUGGUCCAGCUGUGAUCCUUUCCUUCCUCAUUGCUGCUGUUGCAUCCUUUCUCGCCGGACUCUGCUAUGCGGAAUUCGGAGCUAGAGUUCCAAAAGCUGGAUCAGCCUACAUCUACAGCUACGUCUGCAUUGGGGAAUUUGUAGCCUUCAUCACAGGAUGGAAUCUCAUCCUGCAGUAUAUCAUUGGAUCUGCUAGUAUUUCAAGGGGCUUGUCUCUGUACUUGGACACACUAAUUGGGGAUAUCCUCAAGAAUACCUUUAGAAACAUCGCGCCCAUUAAUGCAUCCUUUCUUUCACCUUACUUUGACUUCUUUGCCUUUGCUCUGCCCAUCCUUCUUGCAGUUGCUCUGGCAUUUGGAUUGAAAAAGUCCGCAGUGAUGAAUAAUAUAUUCACAUUAACGAAUAUAGCAAUUGUGCUCUUUGUAACAAUUGCUGGAGCUUUUAAGGCUGACAUUGCCAAUUGGCAGGUGGAUCCUUCCACAUUGAAUACCACCAUCACGGAGGGGCUGAACAUCGGCGAAGGGGGUUUCUUUCCUUUUGGCAUUGAGGGGAUGCUAAAAGGUGCCGCAACGUGCUUCUUUGGCUUCGUGGGGUUCGACUGCAUCGCAACAACGGGGGAGGAAGUUAAGAGUCCCCAGAGGGCCAUCCCACGUGCCAUACUCUUCUCUCUCAUCAUAAUCUUCCUGUCCUACUUUGGAAUCUCCACAGUUCUCACCCUCAUGUGGCCAUACUACCUACAGGAUGUCAAUGCACCCCUACCAUAUGCCUUUGAACAAAUCGGGUGGUCAGCAGCAAAGUGGAUCGUGGCUAUUGGUGGUAUUGUUGGACUAAUUACGAGCCUAUUUGGUGCCAUGUUUCCACUUCCGCGAAUAAUCUACGCCAUGUCACAGGAUGGGCUUGUCUUCCGCUUCCUAGGGCAGGUACAUACGCACUUCAAGACUCCUGUUGUGGGAACAAUGUGUGCAGGAUUGCUAACAGGUCUUGUGGCUGCUUCGCUGGAUCUCAAGCAGCUUGUUAGUAUGUUGUCAAUUGGAACACUCCUGGCGUACACUGUUGUCGCCAUUUCCAUUACAAUCCUUCGCUUUACAAAUCGCGAGGAGACCUACAUUGAAGCAACAGAGUCCAGUUCAUCCAUUAAGAUGAAGAAAAAUUCAUCCUUUACCGCAACUUUACUUCAAAUCUUCAACUGUCGCGUGCUCAAGCAUCCAACGAAGCUUUCUUCACGUAUCGUGGGUGGAAUGAUCUUUCUCUAUACGAUUUUUUCACUCGUCCUUUGCCUCCUGAUUGUGCAUUCCAAGAAGGAUUUAGCAGGAGGAGAAGUGUGGGCGAUUGUUGUUUGGAGUAUCAUCUGCUGCGCUAUCUUAAUCACCCUGAUUUCCAUGGCGGUGCAACCAAGAGACGCCUCAGAGGCACCUUUCAAGGUUCCCCUGGUUCCACUGCUUCCUGGCAUCAGUAUUUUCAUCAAUAUCUACCUGAUGCUAAUGCUGGACACCUACACGUGGAUCUUCUUCAGCAUAUGGCUAGUUAUUGGACUUGCCAUUUAUACAGCCUCUGCGUACCUCUAUGGUCAGGAGGAAGUUGAUCAGGAGAGUGAGAAGAAGGAACCACACAGUACUAGUGUUACAGCAUCAUGUAGUGGAUCCCUCGGGGAGCCACAUAAGCUGGAGAAUGGCCACAUUGGUCGGAUGGCUAAUGAAGAGAUGCCCGAUGAUUACGAUAGAGUGGCCAAAGUGAAGCUAUCUGAGGAUUUAGAUCAAGAAUCCGACGUCGAUGAGGCUGGAUCGACGUCAACGAUGGCAAAAGUUGAGGAGAAAAUACAAAAGACUGAAGGAAAUGCCGAAUUGGAUAAGAGAACUUCAUCCCUGGAUGAGAUACAUUUGGUCAGUGAGCUCUCAGAUACGCACACAGAGAAGAAGGAACCAAAUGGAACGUCUUACUUUGUUGAGGAAGCUCGAACACCAUCUCCGCCGCAGGAUAGGGAAGCCAGGGUACUUGCCUUCCUCGAUGGGGUGAUUGAGACAGAGGACACGAGUCCACCAGCAGAUAGGAAGAACUCAAUGGACUCCGUGAUGGACGAUGAAGUCAUUGAGAAGUCUACAGUGGCGAUGAUUCACUGCGAAGACACACUCAAAGAGGAAGACGAGGAAUGUACUGAUAAAGUGGAUGAUACGCCAGAGGCCACGGCAAUUGCGGAAGUUGAGGGAUCAGGGGGUGAUGUGGUCACUGCCACAGUCAAUACACUGCCAAGGAAAAAUCACGAUGAGACAAAUAGGAUGAAGCAAUCAAAGAGCGAGUCAGACAUGCGGGCACUUCUCAUGCGUGAACUCCAACAGAGGCAACCACUAAAAGAGCCCGAUAUACCACCAGCUGACUAUGAUCCACGGGAUAGCGUUGAGAAAUCUCCAGAAGCUCCCAAAAGGGCUUCGGAAGAUUCAGCAAUCCCAAAACCGCCAAUAUUUGAUCCAAUCCUGUACAAUGCAACCACAAAACGAAGCCCAAAGCUCAAUAUUCCCCGACCUAAGAUUAUAUCAGCACCGCCGAUGAGUCCUGGAAAGGUAACACCGCGGCAACGACCAUCCUCAGAGCCACCACAUGCACAGAAUUCACCAGCAGAAGAGGAAUCAGCCGAGGAAGCUGAUGAGAACAACAAUGGGAAAAAGUUUGCAAGGAUUAAGGGGAAAUUGGAAGAGAUUCUUCGUCGAGGACCUCCACUGCUUUUCCCACGACCCCGUUCGAAACCCCCAGAAAAUGUUCCACAAUCCCCAGAAGCACCUGCAACGCCCACAGUGGAUGAGGAAGAGCCCGUCUUGACGCCAUCCAUUGCAAAUCCUACCAAACCCUUCGAUACGUUCCACAAACAGAAAAUUCUCUUCAAUGAUGUCCUUAAAUCCAUCCAUCCUGACACAAGACCCAGUGUUAUUCGCAAUGAAUCCCUCAAUCGACGAUCUGCAACAUCCGAUAGCCCUGUUGUGCUCGAUGUUCCGGCUAGUCUCCCUGAGAAAGACUCACUAACUCACUAACUUACAA
This is a messenger RNA of Lutzomyia longipalpis, 3998 nucleotides long. RefSeq names its product high affinity cationic amino acid transporter 1-like. Gene Ontology annotation, molecular function: amino acid transmembrane transporter activity. The transcript is spliced from 6 exons. NCBI's taxonomy places the organism in Eukaryota, Metazoa, Arthropoda, Insecta, Diptera, Psychodidae. The record is from RefSeq and is a predicted model, not a curated record. Gene Ontology annotation, biological process: amino acid transport; transmembrane transport. Gene Ontology annotation, cellular component: plasma membrane. Bases 782 to 3991 code for a protein of 1069 amino acids.